CGGUUGGCGUAGCGGGAGCUCUCUGGCUGUGUGUGUCUGAGGCUCGGUCGCAGGAGCAGCGGACGGUUUGCGGAGUCCGUUAGUACCCCUGGGUGAGAUACUCGCCGCCGACAUGUCCCGCUACCUGCGUCCACCCAACACGUCUCUGUUCGUGAGGAACGUGGCUGACGACACCAGGUCUGAAGAUUUACGUCGAGAAUUUGGUCGCUAUGGUCCUAUAGUUGAUGUGUAUGUUCCACUUGAUUUCUACACUCGACGUCCAAGAGGAUUUGCUUAUGUUCAAUUUGAGGAUGUUCGUGAUGCCGAAGAUGCUUUACAUAAUUUGGACAGAAAGUGGAUUUGUGGGCGUCAAAUUGAAAUCCAGUUUGCACAGGGGGAUCGGAAGACACCAAAUCAAAUGAAAGCCAAGGAAGGGAGGAAUGUCUACAGCUCUUCACGCUAUGAUGAUUAUGACAGAUACAGACGUUCUAGGAGCCGAAGUUAUGAAAGAAGGAGAUCAAGAAGUCGGUCUUUUGAUUACAACUAUAGAAGAUCUUAUAGCCCUAGAAACAGUAGACCGACUGGAAGACCACGGCGUAGCAGAAGCCAUUCCGACAAUGAUAGAUUCAAACACCGAAAUCGAUCUUUUUCAAGAUCUAAAUCCAAUUCAAGAUCACGGUCCAAGUCCCAGCCCAAGAAAGAAAUGAAGGCUAAAUCACGUUCUAGACCAAACUGCAGCUGGAAUACCCAGUACAGUUCUGCUUACUACACUUCAAGAAAGAUCUGAGAAAGCGGAAAAAGAACCAAAGAAGGGCAGUUCAAGCGACCAAAGGGUGGGUGGAAGGUGCUGCAGUAUGAAUACUGUAUGAAUAUUUUGACUCUGGUCUGAAAAGAUAAAAGAAUGUUAUCGAAAACUACAUGGAAUAAUUGAAGUCCCUUCAAGUUUGAAAGUAAGCAUUUUAGGACAAAUAAAAGGAAAUUCAACUUUGUACUUGUGGAAACUAAUCCCUAAAUAUGAAUAGGUUUAUAUUGAUUCAUGAGUAAUAGGUCCAUAAUAAAUUAUUGAAAACUAGGAUGUCUGAAUAUUAAGGAAGACAGCCAUAGUCUCUUACAGUGCCUCUAUUGGUCUGUCUCAAACGGAAUUGGGUGGGGAAAGGUAUGGUCCAAUAUAAACUUUUUCUUGGUUGUCUCUUAAAGAAGUCAGUUCCUUUUGGGCUGUUACUGGCAAACCUUGCCUUUGUUUAUUCCAGUGCCAGUGUUUCUGCUUAAUUGUUUGCUUUGUUGGCAUCUUGAGUUUAUUUACUUGUACGCCACGUGCCGUUUACAUCUUCCUUAAUUAAACUACUCUUACCCAGGUGAUUUCCAAGUAUAAUACUUGAGAGCCGGCUAAGAGGGUCCUCUCUACUCACCUCUUUCAUAGUCAGUAUAUUCAGCAAACAUUUAUUGAGCCCUUAGUCUGGGCAAAACAUUGUACUGGGUAAUUGGGGAGAAAGCAGAUAUAAUUCGUUUAUUCAAUAAAUGUCUACUGAGCACAAUCUAGCGAAUCAUUACAGUAUGGCCUCAUUGUUUUGUUUGAGGUGUAUUCAUAACAAUAUUUUUACACCACUCAUAUCCUAAUGUAAUUGUAAAAGCCAAUAUGCUAUCAAAGUAAUUUUGUGGUUAUCUGCCAUUUUAAAGUAUCCAGUAUUUCUGUUUGCAUCCCAUUAAUACAAAUAAUGAGAAAAAUGAUUUGUUUUAAUCUGUAAUAAACUGAUUUAUUGUGCAGUUACUGUAAUAUACUAGAGUUAUAUUAAGUUGUUAACUCUGCCUCUUCAAACACGUAUUAGGAAAUAACCCCCAAAAUAAAUACUUAACUUUGCAUUAGAUAUAAAGGAGAGACUCUGGGUGCUAAAAUUAGAUUAUUUUGAGGCAGACAGGGCUGUUAUCCCAACUGAUUUAGUAUGUUCUGUAAUUGAGAAAAUGUUCACCAAAUUUACUUUUUAGUGAUUUACAUGUACAUUUUAUAGGGGACAUGUUCUGUGUAUAGUGAAUAAAUAACUUUUUUAGUAUCACAAAAUGUUUUGGAUUCCUUAGUUCCUUAUUUUAGGAUACGAAGUUUGUUCACCUAUACAUUGAUUCCAUCGCUCACUAAACAUAUUUGAUUUUCAUCAUAUUCUUGCCACAUUUAAAGCUUUUCAUGUAAAGUUUAUUCCUCUAAAAAUCCAGCAGUGGAAUUUAACCCUUGAAUUUAUAAAGAUUUUGAAAAUACAGCAGGAUACAUGUAACUUUAAAAAAAAAAAAACCAAACCUGUUGCCGUCAAGUCAAUUCCGACUCAUUGCAAUCUUAAUAAGACAAGAGUAGCGCUGCCCCGUAGGGUUUCCAACUACCAGCCUUUUGGUUGGCAGCCGAGUUCUUAACCAAGGGAGGGAUGAAAGGAAGGUAUUAGAAAAGAAUUUUAACUUGCCCAAGAUCACUCGGCAAGUAAAUAGCAUAUCCUAGAUUAGUCUGUAUUUUUUCAUUUAGUUCAUCUUUAUUAUUGUUUUAAUCAAAUGGGAUAAUUUUUUAUAACUUUAUUUUCAUCAGGACAAUAAAUCGAUAUAAUGGAAUCUCAAGUUCACUUAGAGCAAAGGUGACUAGAUUUAGUUUAGAAGAGUAUUUAACACCUUCACAAAUACUCACCAGCCUUAAGACUUUAGGUGGUGGUUCUUAGAGGCAGGGAUUUUGUGUAAUUUUGUGUUAGUUUUGCCCCCUUCCUUGUUUAUUUUUGAAGUGAGGUUAAAACUUCAAGGAGAGUGGGGUAGUCAGUUGAGAUUUUGUUCAAAAAAAAUAUUGGUGGAUCCUUAAAUUGACUUUUUACUAGCCUUCUGGUUUUAUUUUUGCUGGAAAAUAUUUUGUCCUUUGGUUUUUAUGAGUACAAUUAUCACUGUACUUGAUAGUUCUUGAAAAGUUUUAAAUAUAAAAAAGGCCAACGUGGUUUUGAUAGCUGUUGCAUUAGAAUGAAUUGCUUUAAAUUACCUUCUGUGGUUUCCAUUUAUGCUGUCAGUAUUAUUAAGCACCUAAGAUGUCAAGCUGUAUGUUGCUUUUUUAAAUCCUAAAAACUCUUAGGAAGGAUUCUGUUCCCAUUUUACAGAUGAAAACAUUGUCAUGCCUACCAUAUGGUAGCCUUAUUGCAUACCGUGUUUCACUCUUCACAGUCUUAACAAGAUAAUUGGUAAUUUCUGGGUGAGAAACCAUAGAGGUUAAAUGCAAUCCAAGAUCUUACAGCUGCUGUGACUCAGGUUCUUUCAAGCCUGGCUUCCCAAAUUUCAAUCUCUUUGAACAUAUUCUUUACAAAAUCUUGAGGUAUAUUUUGAAAUGGGAAAGGCUGUUACUUGAGGCAGCACAACACCAGUUCUGGAAGAUAGGCAGUCCCCAGAGCUCUGUUCCUAAGUCUUUUAUUCUAAGUCAGAUUUGUUCACAAGUCAGAACAAUUUGGUAUGGUUCAUACUUAACGUCGGUUAAUCAAAUGUUUGUCUUAGUAUAUAGUGUAUCUUUGUAUGCAUAAAAAAAAUUAAAACACUUCCAGAUACACUAAAAACCUCCUUAAGGUAAUGUUUUGAUGGGUGUCACAAAGGAACGCCCCCCGAACCUUUUGUACUUACCUCAAAUUUUUAAUUGUGACAGGCUUUAGGAGAUACUAAGUUUGUAACGCAGGGACUGCCCGUAAUUUAGUGGUGUUCUACCUUCAGGGCUUUUUUUAGGAGUCCAGGGGAUAAACUGAUCUCAUUUUAGAUGGUGAUAAGUUGAUAUGAGGUAACUGUCUUUGAUUAUUGACAUCCACAUUCUGCUAGUCACUGUGGAAAAAAUUCCUUCUCUUUUGGGUAUUUUCCUCUGCCGGCUGUUCUAAUAGUGUUGGUUAUACUUACUGAGUUGUUCCUGUGUAUUCAUAUAACAACUGUUUCACCCAUGUAUUAAAGAUUGGGUUUUUCUUAUGUGGAAUAAAAAAUAAGGCAUGUAAAUUCA
Molecule: messenger RNA, 3961 nt
Organism: Loxodonta africana (African savanna elephant)
Lineage: Eukaryota; Metazoa; Chordata; Mammalia; Proboscidea; Elephantidae
Gene: SRSF10
Product: serine and arginine rich splicing factor 10
Exons: 7
Coding region: 113-766 (217 amino acids)
Biological process (GO): mRNA splicing, via spliceosome
Cellular component (GO): nuclear speck; cytoplasm
Molecular function (GO): RNA binding
Source: RefSeq, a predicted model, not a curated record